AAGAGAAAACGCAUAAUUGAAAGUCGUGUGAAACGCAAUUCCCCUCUCGGCCAGUCGCCGUGCUCUUUGGGCUAGAAUUUGGUGCUCCUAGUCUUCCCUUAUCUGUUUCUCAUCCUCACCUUAAACAAUCCAACACUGACGUUCGUGUUGUCCUGUCCUGUUUCUGUUCUGUUCCUGUUUGUAAUAAUUACAGUUAAAAUGUAAAAACUUUCCUAUGCGUACAUAAUGUUUUUUUUCCCCUUGCUCCGACAACAACCGAAGAAACAUGCUUUCUCCGACGACACAUAAGGAGGCCUAAACGGCGUCGUCAUUACGUGAACCCGCCAGACUGCAUUGAGUUUCGUGGAACAUGAAGUUGUUCAAUCCUGUACCAUUGCCUGUAGAUCCGAAGAGUAGGAGAUCGUGUUUUUGUAGCUUUCUUCCUGCAGCUUCUUUUCUUUUUCUAGUUUUCUUCAUAGGAAGCGCAUUCAUAGUUCCAGAUUACAAAGAGAAAUUAUCAAGAUGGAGAAUAGUUGAUAGUUUCCAGAAUUUAAAAUUCGUCACUUGCAAGAAUCAAUGCAGGCCUCCUGGAAGCGAGGCAUUACCUGAAGGCAUUGUUUCACGGACUUCCAAUUUGCAAAUGAGACCAUUAUGGGGCUUUCCAAAGAGCAAUGAAAAUUCUUCAAGUAACUUAUUUACACUGGCUGUUGGAAUAAAGCAAAGAGAUAUUGUUGAUGAGAUGGUCAAAAAGUUCCUAUCAAGUAAUUUUACUGUAAUGCUUUUCCACUAUGAUGGCGUUGUUGAUGAAUGGAAGGAUUACAAGUGGAAUGAUCAUGUUAUACAUGUUUCUGCCCACAAUCAAACUAAAUGGUGGUUUGCAAAACGUUUCUUGCAUCCUGAUAUUGUUGCAGAGUACAAUUAUAUUUUUCUCUGGGACGAGGACCUUGGGGUUGAAAAUUUUGACCCUGAAAAGUAUGUAUCAAUUGUUAAAAGCAAGGGGCUUGAGAUAUCACAGCCCGCACUGGACACUAAUCAAUCAGAGAUACACCAGCAAAUUACUGCACGCAUGAGGAAAUCAAUAGUGCACAGAAGAACUUUCAAGCCUGGAAUUUGUCAUGGCAAUAGUACUGCUCCUCCAUGCACAGGGUGGGUAGAAAUGAUGGCCCCUGUUUUCUCAAGAGCUGCAUGGCGUUGUGUGUGGUAUAUGAUCCAGAAUGACUUGAUCCAUGCUUGGGGUCUUGAUUAUCAGCUUGGUUAUUGUGCGCAGGGUGAUCGAAUAAAAAAUAUUGGUGUUGUGGAUGCUGAGUACAUAGUGCAUUAUGGUCAUCCUACACUUGGAGGAACAGAUGAAAAUAAGGAAUCAUCUCAUUCCAAUAAAAGCGAUCGUAGGCUUGAAGAUCCAUCUCAUUCCAAUAAAAAGGAUCCUAGACUUAAAGUAAGGAGGCAAUCCUUCGUUGAAUUCAAAAUAUUUCAAAAACGAUGGCAAAAAGCAGAAAAGGAGGACAAAUGUUGGAGAGAUCCAUACAAACAAGCAGAGAAACAAAGCUUGCCUAGCUUUCAUUUAACCCCUAGAGUUGUGUAAUUAUGUACUAUGCACAGUAUUGAUGUUCCGAACAACGGAUGAGACGACGGUGUAAGAUUUUGUCCAGUAAUUAAUAUUACUAUCUGAGCCAAAAUCAAUUCUUUUAA
Hevea brasiliensis (rubber tree) is the source of this 1668-nucleotide messenger RNA. RefSeq lists its product as uncharacterized. The transcript has 15 exons. Lineage: Eukaryota; Viridiplantae; Streptophyta; Magnoliopsida; Malpighiales; Euphorbiaceae. The coding region runs from base 350 to 1561 and encodes 403 amino acids. The record is from RefSeq and is a predicted model, not a curated record.